Messenger RNA from Linum tenue, 310 nucleotides. The record is from the annotation of a GenBank genome assembly. NCBI's taxonomy places the organism in Eukaryota, Viridiplantae, Streptophyta, Magnoliopsida, Malpighiales, Linaceae.
AGAAACAACUGGUGGGUGGCAGUUUUGACAUUUGGGGAAGGUUGGCACAACAAUCACCAUGCUUUCAAGUACUCGGCAAGGCAAGGGCUGGAAUGGUGGCAGAUCGACAUGACAUGGUACGUGCUCAGGCUCCUUCAGGCCAUAGGGUUGGCUUAUGACAUCAAGCUGCCCAGUGAGCUCCAAAUGAAGAAGCUAGCCAUGAAAGGCUCCGACUAGUGCUUUUGCAAACGGUCGAAUCUUCUGGAGUAUACUGUAUAGUAUAUGAUCCAGGAGUACGUCAAUCGUAAUCAUAUAUGCAUUAUGUACGCAC